Molecule: messenger RNA, 1572 nt
Organism: Camelina sativa (false flax)
Lineage: Eukaryota; Viridiplantae; Streptophyta; Magnoliopsida; Brassicales; Brassicaceae
Source: RefSeq, a predicted model, not a curated record
UCAAACAUUAUUUUGUACCGCUUAUUUUGUACAAACCGCACUUGUCCCGCAAAUAUAUUUCUCCCAUACGUACCGCACUAUAAUACUGUUUUUCUCACACAACCAAAACCGCGGUUACCAUUGGGACCAUUAUACUAUUAGUGGAGUGCAACGAGUCUUUGUACUUUUGUAGUCCCAAAACCGCACCGGCAAAUAUAACGUCUUGAAAGCAACCUACGAAUAAAGGUUAUGGGCUUCGAUGGGCUUUAGACGAUAUUAAGCCCAUAGAAUCAGACGAAUCUCAGCGUUGAAUAUUUUAUAUUAAAUCCGACGGACGCAAAUCUUCUCCAAACGAAAAGGCGGGAGAGAGAUCUAAACGAACGAACGCAACCAUUUAACUACCACAACCGCCAUUGCUUAGAGCAAACAUUAUAAAAGACUACUUCAGUGUCGUUUGUUAAUGAGCGCAUAUGAAACAUGACUGAUAAUGCAGAGAAAUCGAAAGCGAUUAAUACUGAUGGAGAGAGAGAUGAGUCUGAAGAACAAUGUAGCGAUGAUGAUUCUGAAACGAGAGAAAUCGUUCUCGGCCUCCCUGCUUUGAGUAUCAGCAGUAGAGUAACUGGUGAUAUUAUUGUCCCUGAAAGAGAGGAAAAUGAAACGCCUUUGAACGAGCAAGAGGAGGAAAAUGAAGCGCGUUUGAACGAGCAAGCGGUUGCUGCGACAGGGUUGGUUGUGGCUGCGGCAGAGGAAGCUUCUAUGAAAGGGAAGAGUGAUGCGGGUGCGGGUGCGAGUGAAUAUCGUGUGGAUGAGCAAGCGGUUGCUGCGGCAGGGUUGCUUGUGGCUGCGGCAGAGGAAGCUGUUAUGAAAGGGAAGAGUGACGAGUGUGGUAGUGGUGGGAAGAAGAAGAGUGAGGAGGGAGGGAGCGGUGGGAAGAAGAAGAGUAGACCGAGGACUUCGACUCAAACUGAUGAUGAGGCGGAUGGUGUAAGCAAAGGAGAAGCGAAAAAGCCGAAGAGGAAAGGUUCGGAAUUAACUAAUCCACCGAAAGGACCACCAAUUUGUCACAUUUGUGGAAGAGGUUUUGGUUCUUGGAAGGCUGUGUUUGGACACAUGAGGGCUCACAAGGAUAGAAACUACCAAGGGUUUCUUCCUCCUCCUACAUUCUCUGCGGCGGCUGAAGACUUUACGAUCCCCGGGAAAAGCUCUGCUUUUUCUCUUGUCACUGCAGGAGGAGGAAGUUUUGUUGCUAUUGCAAGCGGAGGAGGAAGUUCUGGUGGUUUUGCAAGCGGAGUAGGAAGUUCUGUUGGCAUUGUCAGCGGUGGAGCUGGUGGGGCUCCGGGAGGUGAAGGUGGGAGAGAUGGAGGGAUUGAUCUGAAUGUGAAGGUCGUGGAGUAUACAGAAGCAGCGAGUGGAUCCGGAACUGCUGCCAAGUUCGAUCUUAAUAAAUCCCCACCAAAAGAAGAUGAGGAAGAGGAUAAAGCCAAGUGAUAAUCUGUUCCAGUCAACUCAUUUAACAAUGUUAUUAUUCUUUUUUUUACAUACAAUUAUAUAUCGUUGAACUUAUUAAAUUAGCUAAUAUGUGCUUUUGUGUUG